AUGCAGAGCCUUUGGUCUCGGGCCGCCUCGGCGCGCUCGUCUUGUCAUUGCGUUUCUUGUCUAAGCACAGCGACUCCCGGACUAACGUCACGGGCGGCAUCAGCAGCCAGUAAGAGACGGUUACGAAUUGGAAACUCGGUCACAGCACUAUACACGAGUAUCUUUGCGGCGGCAGCUUUAGCUGAUGCCCAAGCCAAAGAUCAACGACGCCAUGAAUGGCAGGAGAAGAUCGCAGCUGUGAAGGAAGAAGUCAAUGAGUUGGUGGACGAGGAACAACGCAUUUUGGCAAAUAUUUCAGCACGGCGGAAGCGGAGAUCAUUAUUCAAUGGCGUAUUAACAAGCCGACAAUACAGCACCGUUGCCGGACCAUCACCAGGGCAAAUACGAAGCUCCAUAAGGGAUAUACCGACACGUUCACUCGCCGCCGACACCCACUGGCAAGAUACUUAUGAGACUCGACUUAGAGAUGGUCUUGAAACUUAUUCCAAUGAGAAGGAUGAGUGUGACAGUAAAGCCCUUGAGGAUUUGGUCGCAGAAAGUGAGGACUCAUUAUUCAGUGAUUCAGACGAGUAUGGCUUCAGACUUGGGGACGACGAUUUUCCCGAGUGGCUGUCAAACGACAUAGUCCGCCAGAAGGUUAUACGGAAGCUUGCCGUGAAACAGCUUGCUAUACGACUCUUGCUACGUCCGACGAUUGCGCACUCUUACAUGGGACUUCGGAUGAACUAUAUUUCCGAUGGUUCGGUGCCCAAGUUGAAUGUAGCAGAGCUCUUACAUGAAUUGAAUCAAUGCCGGAUCAGGUUACAUGAGCUGAAGUCAAUAAGAGAUGUGAAUAUUGACGAUCUGGCAAGCGAUCUCCGUGUACGAAACAUCGAGGAGAUGACUUGGGAGAAUCGAAAACUCGAUGAGGAUGUUCGCCGCGACACAGAACUAUUCCUCGAAGGGACUAUGUCUCUUCAAGAGCUUCUUCUGAGGUUGUCCAGCAACCUGUUGCAGGCUACUGAUCCCGACAGACCGUAUUGCCUGAGGAUGAUGCUUUUAGCGUUUACCAAAUGUCGUCAAAAUGACCUAGGUGAUCUGGUCCUAAAGACAUUAUUGCCGAACAAAUUUCCAUUAAACUCCUCUUUGGUCCUCUCAAUAAUAACCUUUUACCGCAAGUCCAAGAACGUCAAAGGAUUCGACUUAUUUAUGGAAAUGCUGUGUGGUGAUAGCUACCCGGUAGACAUGUUAAACAUGGGAUAUUUUAAGAGGACAGUGAUCAAUGGCGUCGAGAUCUCAAUUCCUCCCACGCAUACCACUAAUGCAAUUAUGUUCUCUACAUUAAUCACAGCUUGCUUGCGCUUCAAUCAACCCGACCGAGCUAAUGCCUAUCAGCAAGCCGCAAGAGCAGCAGGGUACAUGGAUGAUUUUGCAACCCUUUUCGGCUAUUUGAGAUUUUACGGUAUUCGCCGUGAUUGGACGAAAGGGGUGGCAACUAUCAAAAGAGCUUUGGCUUUCAUGGCAUCAUCUACAGAACAUGAGUUACACCGUGUCGAGAGGCUGGUAGUAUUGAUGGUACAUCUGUGUGAUAUGUGCGAAAGAUACGAUGUCUCCGAGGCCAUUAUCGUAGCCGCGGUCGAAAACGGGUUUGACUGGAGGUCUGCACAGAGGCAAGUAGACGUCAAGUUCUCAUUUGAUCCUCACUUUCGCCGAUGGCACGUAGCUGAGGAUGUGUCAACUGUGGGAGCAAUCAAGGAAAAGCCACUGUGGGAGAGAAGUUAUGCCUUCGUAAACACGGUCGGAGAACAGUUGAAUGACCUUUCCCUGCCCGAGGAGGAAAGUUCUGCGAGGAAAUGGCACAAGCUGAUGGGAACAUACUCCCAGGAAGUUCUAUCAGCUGUGCUCUCUGGCCGCCCUGCCAAGCAUAAGAAACCCGAAGAGGACGGGCAACAGAAUCUGCUCAAAACCAUCGACGUGGAGAACAACAGAUUCUAUAACGCCGAGGUUACGGCAAAGGCUCACCAAAAAGAGAUCAUCGCCCUGAAGGACCAGGUUGCGCAGCUGAAACGAAUGGUCUUUGACUUAACAAAGCAAUCUGCACUCAAGCAUUCACAGACCAGUCCCCAAGACCUUGGACAAAUAAAAGACAAGCUUCGUCAUACGAACCCGCGCGUGGUCGAGCCCACGGUAAACAUUCGAUACGUUGGAAAUUAA
Messenger RNA from Aspergillus oryzae RIB40, 2193 nucleotides. RefSeq lists its product as uncharacterized. NCBI's taxonomy places the organism in Eukaryota, Fungi, Ascomycota, Eurotiomycetes, Eurotiales, Aspergillaceae. The transcript has a single exon. The record is from RefSeq and is a predicted model, not a curated record. The coding region runs from base 1 to 2193 and encodes 730 amino acids.